GAGGCAACCAGCGAAAACAAUCGGAGCGACAGCAUCAGCUCUGCCUUGGGUCACUGGCGGCAAGCGGGGUACUUCGUACCGAGUAGUUAUGGGUGCUGUGGACCUGCCUGUUACGCAUUGAUGUUAUGUCAAACUUUUUCCCUGUCUUCCUGCGGCGCAUGAAUCGUGGAGUUUAUAUAGGGUUCAACAACUCCCCCUCCCGUCGUCCCACGGCUUUCCUUCCCAUCGCAUUCCUCCCGGUCUUUCCUCUUCACAUCUCGACCCAUCCUGAGGUAGUAUUUUGUUACUCCUCUUCCUUUGUUGCAAGUUUGAUUCCUGUUUUGCGACCGAAUCAACUAGCAUUUCUUUUUUGAGCGUGUCAUCUUUUGCACUACAAAAGACUGUCAAUACCCGGCUACCAGGCUGAAUUUAUAUACGAAAC
Aspergillus piperis CBS 112811 is the source of this 421-nucleotide messenger RNA. RefSeq lists its product as uncharacterized. Lineage: Eukaryota; Fungi; Ascomycota; Eurotiomycetes; Eurotiales; Aspergillaceae. The record is from RefSeq and is a predicted model, not a curated record. Bases 126 to 353 code for a protein of 75 amino acids. The transcript has a single exon.